CCCUGACUACUCACCACGCCAGUUCCGCCCAACCUUCCGCUCAGCUUUCUUUGCCAUUGGCUGGCAAAGGAGUAUAUAAGGACGUCAUUUCCGGUCGGCUGUCCUUUCCGCGCUACCCGCCCAAGGGUCCAUACGGCGUUGUUCUGGGUUCCCGUCGUAACUUAAAGGGAAACUUUCACGAUGUCCGGCGCCCUUGAUGUCCUGCAGAUGAAGGAGGAGGAUGUCCUCAAGUUCCUUGCCGCAGGAACCCACUUAGGUGGCACCAACCUUGACUUCCAAAUGGAGCAGUACAUCUACAAGAGGAAAAGUGAUGGCAUCUACAUCAUAAACCUGAAGAGGACCUGGGAGAAGCUUCUGCUGGCAGCUCGUGCCAUUGUUGCCAUAGAAAACCCUGCUGACGUCAGUGUCAUAUCUUCCAGGAACACUGGACAGAGGGCUGUGCUGAAGUUCGCUGCUGCCACUGGAGCCACUCCUAUUGCUGGUCGCUUCACUCCUGGAACCUUCACUAACCAGAUCCAGGCAGCCUUCCGGGAGCCGCGUCUUCUGGUGGUGACUGAUCCCAGGGCCGACCACCAGCCUCUCACAGAGGCGUCUUACGUCAACCUACCUACCAUUGCCCUGUGCAACACGGAUUCUCCUCUGCGCUAUGUGGACAUUGCCAUCCCAUGCAACAACAAGGGAGCUCAUUCGGUGGGUCUGAUGUGGUGGAUGCUGGCCAGGGAAGUGCUGCGCAUGCGUGGCACCAUCUCCCGUGAACACCCGUGGGAGGUCAUGCCUGACCUGUACUUCUACAGAGAUCCUGAAGAGAUUGAAAAGGAGGAACAGGCUGCAGCUGAAAAGGCUGUGACCAAGGAGGAAUUUCAGGGUGAAUGGACUGCUCCCGCUCCUGAGUUUACUGCCACUCAGCCCGAGGUCGCAGACUGGUCUGAAGGCGUGCAGGUGCCCUCCGUGCCCAUCCAGCAGUUCCCUACUGAAGACUGGAGUGCUCAGCCUGCCACCGAAGACUGGUCUGCAGCCCCCACUGCUCAGGCCACUGAAUGGGUGGGAACAACCACUGAGUGGUCUUAAGUCUGCUCUUCACAGACUCUUACAAAAAGUGGAAAUAAGGUUGAUAAGGAAAAUAAACAACACUUUAUAAAAA
Molecule: messenger RNA, 1141 nt
Organism: Tupaia belangeri chinensis (Chinese tree shrew)
Lineage: Eukaryota; Metazoa; Chordata; Mammalia; Scandentia; Tupaiidae
Gene: RPSA
Product: ribosomal protein SA
Exons: 7
Coding region: 181-1068 (295 amino acids)
Biological process (GO): translation
Cellular component (GO): small ribosomal subunit; ribosome
Molecular function (GO): structural constituent of ribosome; laminin receptor activity
Source: RefSeq, a predicted model, not a curated record